Messenger RNA from Aspergillus japonicus CBS 114.51, 1270 nucleotides. Its product is annotated as bZIP transcription factor. The transcript is spliced from 3 exons. The coding region runs from base 140 to 1270 and encodes 376 amino acids. Gene Ontology annotation, biological process: regulation of DNA-templated transcription. Gene Ontology annotation, molecular function: DNA-binding transcription factor activity. The record is from RefSeq and is a predicted model, not a curated record. Lineage: Eukaryota; Fungi; Ascomycota; Eurotiomycetes; Eurotiales; Aspergillaceae.
GCAUCACUGCAAAUUUAACCUUGGUUCCAUACUUGACUUCGCGGAUUGUGUCCUGUAUACUGUCUGGCAAUAGGGGCUUUGUACCUGCACGUGACUCUCAGGCUUCCUCUCUCUGGGCUCCGUCAGACCCACUACACAAAUGGCAGCCCCCCACGGAGUCCAGCUCGCAUGUGGCGGGGACAAGGUCUCCAACGACCUGCUUGACUCCAGCCCGACUGCCUCGAGCGCCUUACCCAGGAAGGUUGGAAGACCUCGAAUGCGCGCCGAUGCCACACAGCCGGAAGACGCGACAGAAAGACGUCGGAGGCAGGUCCGCCUCGCGCAACGGGCUUAUCGUUCGCGUCAUAUGGCCAAUAUGGAGGCUCUCAAGGCUCAUCUGGCGCAUCUCCAAGCGGGGAUUCAAGACAUAAGCCAUGCCGCCGUCGCCCUGAGCGACCAGAUGAUGCAGGCCGGGGUUCUAGCCGCCCACGCGGAAAUCACGAGCCCCCUGUGCGCCAUGCUCCACAAAUGCACGCGCUUAGCCAAGGAGGUAGAACCCGAGUGGAAUCCGCCAUUCCUCGCCGCCGCGCUGGCUCCCUCUUCUUACCUUCAAGCUUUCCCUCCCCACCUUGGUGGUCAACAUCGCCUCUACGGCCCGGGCCACCGGCCCGAUGUCCCCGCCCCCGACUGCAGGGAGGUGGGAAUGUCAAGCUUCACCCACCACCUUCGCCUGGCCUGUCUGCUCAACGAGUUGGCACUUCUCCGGAGUUCAGCUACAACGAUGGACGAUCUGAGACGGCCCUUUCGCUUGCUCCUCUCGCUCGUUCCCCGCGAAACCAUUAUUUCUAUCUUCGAGGCAUCACUGAGCGCUUGGCUGCACGGGCAAGAGCCAGAAAGGCCCCAAGAGCUUUCGGUCUUCCAGCAAGACACACUUGGGUCCCGUUACAAGCGGAGAUCAGCUCAGAGUCAGCUUCAGCAAUCCCAGCGGGGUGAUGGUGCAGCUAGAACUCCACCACACCACUCGCAGUUCCGAGCCUGCCAAACCGGGGGGGAACAAUGGUUGGAUGUGGAGCAAUUGGCGGAGUACCUACGCGAGAAGAAUGUUUCAUUGUGUCUAUCUUCACCAUCUGCACGGGAGCCUGGAUUGGCACCGUGUCUCACUAGUGUGCUUACCUUGAUUCGAGAGUUGGUGAACAAGGCCAUCUGUCUUGGCCAUAGCCCUGGAUUCGAGAGUCGGGAUGUUGAGGCCGCCUUACAGUUGUCUACGACUACUUUCGGUGCAGAUGAGUGA